GGCCGGGGCUCCCUGAGGGCGGCGGCGGCGGCGGGAGGGGUCCGGAGGGUCCGGCACCGGGAAAGGAUUCUGGUGGACAGUGCAUCACCCUAGCCAUGGCCACACGCCUCAGAUCGGCUGGCAGGAGCUGCACCGUGAUCGGGGGCUCGGGGUUCCUGGGGCGGCACAUGGUGGAGCAGCUGCUGGCCAAGGGCUACAGCGUCAACGUCUUCGACAUCCAGCAGAGCUUUGACAGUGAGCAGGUGACCUUCUUCCUGGGAGACCUGUGUGACAAGGAGGCUCUGCUGCCAGCCCUGCAGGGAGUGUCUGUGGUGUUCCACUGUGCCUCACCAGCCCCUUCCAGUGACAACAGGGAGCUGUUCUACAAGGUGAAUUUUAUGGGAACCAAGGCAGUCAUUGAAGCCUGCAAAGAAGCUGGAGUGCAGAAAUUGGUGUUAACCAGCAGUGCCAGUGUAGUUUUUGAGGGCACAGACAUAAAAAAUGGCUCAGAAGAUCUCCCCUAUGCACAGAAACCUAUUGAUUACUACACAGAGACCAAGAUCCUGCAGGAGAAGGAGGUGCUCAGUGCAAACGACCCAGACAACAAUUUCCUGACCACUGCAAUCCGUCCCCAUGGAAUAUUCGGUCCCAGAGACCCUCAGCUGGUUCCCAUCCUCAUACAGGCAGCAAGGAGUGGCAAAAUGAAGUUCAUCAUUGGGGAUGGAAAGAACUUGGUGGAUUUCACCUACGUGGAGAACGUGGUGCAUGGGCACAUCCUGGCUGCAGAAAAGCUGCACAAAAGCUCUCCUCUGUGUGGGAAGGCCUUUCACAUCACCAACGAUGAACCAAUUCCCUUCUGGACAUUCAUGUCCCGCAUCCUGACCGGCCUGGACUACGACCCCCCCAAGUACCACAUCCCCUACUGGCUGGCCUAUUACCUGGCCCUGCUGCUGGCCCUGCUGCUGGCCCUGCUCAGGCCCCUGGUGACCAUCAAGGCCACCUUCACGCCCAUGAGGGUGGCCCUGGCUGGGACCUUCCACUACUACAGCUGUGAGAGGGCCAAGAGGGCCAUGGGCUACAGCCCCGUGGUCAGCCUGGACGAGGCCAUUGCCAGGACUGUGCAGAGCUACCCCGGCCUGCGCCGGGCCAGGGCCUGACAGCCCUGCCUGGAGCCUCUGCUGCCUGAUUGCCAUCGUUUGUGACAGCUGAACGUGGAGCAAGUGUCACCAGUUCCCAGGAAAGAGGAGUUUUCCUGAAGUCUCUGCUCCUCCUCCUCACCAUUCUGUGUGGGAGCUGUGCUGGCAGUUUGUUUCUUGGAUGUGACUUCUUGUUUGGAAACAGCUGCUGAACUCUCUGGGCUGUGAAUAAACACCCUGCUGUGCCCUCUUCAAUCCUGAGCAGGCACACCAGCAUUCCUGCUCCUCUCCCUCCACCCUUGUCCCGUGUUUUGUUGCUCUGGUGACAGCAGCCACCUCUUCCCAGAGCUGCAGGCUGGGUCACAAACACUUCCUGUGGCUGGCUCCCCCUCUGGGCUUUGGCUUUGCUCUCCACAAGAGAGCCCCGUGCCAGAAAGGACUUCUGCCACCAUCUCUUAAAUCAUUGCAGCUCUUCUGGUUUUCCCUCCAUGAUCAGGGGCUGGUUUGGCUUCUCCCUGAGGCAGCAGAAGGAGCCCGCAUGGAAUGUGUUCACUUGUGGGUUCACUCCUUUGUCCAUGCAGGAUUUAUUUCUGUUCCAAAGGAACCCAAAUAAAUCACACAGAGCUGACUUUGCAUCUUUGUGUCCCAUCUCUGAGAGGGCAGAUCCCACAUCCACAAACAGGAUGUUAAUGAUUCCCUUUUGGGGACAGAGAUCUUUGGGAGCUGCCUGGCAGCAGCCCCAGCACUGUUCUGCAGAUCUCAGUGUUGGGAAGAUCCUGCAGCACCCAAGCUGCUCUUCCCUGCCCUGUCAGUGCUGGUCACGGAGAUUUUUGGUGCUCUGACUACUUAGUCCAUGAAAAAACCUCUUUUCCACAAGGAAAGGGGUACAAAGCAACAGUCCCCAAGCUAUUUCCUCCGACUUGUAUGUUAAAUGUUCUUUGCCCUC
Molecule: messenger RNA, 2061 nt
Organism: Pyrgilauda ruficollis (rufous-necked snowfinch)
Lineage: Eukaryota; Metazoa; Chordata; Aves; Passeriformes; Passeridae
Gene: NSDHL
Product: NAD(P) dependent steroid dehydrogenase-like
Exons: 8
Coding region: 96-1136 (346 amino acids)
Biological process (GO): steroid biosynthetic process
Molecular function (GO): 3-beta-hydroxy-Delta5-steroid dehydrogenase (NAD+) activity
Source: RefSeq, a predicted model, not a curated record